Rodentolepis nana is the source of this 2562-nucleotide messenger RNA. The record is from the annotation of a GenBank genome assembly. Lineage: Eukaryota; Metazoa; Platyhelminthes; Cestoda; Cyclophyllidea; Hymenolepididae.
AUGAAGACUGGUUUUGAAUACUUGAUUGCUCACCAGGAUGAAUUUGAUGAUGCCUUUUCAUCUGAUAAACAUGCUCUAUUUUAUGCUGAUCGGGAGAAGAAACCAGCUUGUUUCAUCGUUAUUGGAAAGCCCUCAACAGGCAAAACUUCGAUUGCAAAAAUGCUUGUUAAGGAAAUGCGAUGCCAAUAUAUCCAUGCGACACAUCUAAUUGAAAGGAAUAUAAGCGAGGAUACAUCUAUUGGAAAGUACUUCAAGGAAAAACUUCUAUCUGGUAAAAAUUUAUCUCUUCAAGAAAUGGCUACACUUUUGAAAGAAGCCACUUCUCUCCCUGAAUGUCAUCACUAUGGAUAUGUUAUGGAUGGUUUUCCUAGUUACUUCGCUUUUGAGGAGCAGUUACAAUUAGUAGAAAAUAUACCAAUGAAACCCGAUUAUGUUGUUCAUAUUGAGGUUUCAGAUGAAGAUUUGGAAAAAAGACUUGAAUCCCAACGUAUUGACCCAGUUAAAGGAUCAAUAUACAACUUCCUCAAUUUUAAAGAUCCUCCAGGGCCUUUCCUGAAGCCAACGACAACCAAGUCUAGCAAAAAGCAGAACAGAAACGACGAUGAAUUGAAUUUGGUUGAAGAACAAGAAGAGCGUCCUAAGUUAAAUCAACUUGUACCUUGGCAUCCUGAUUUUCCUCGACUGUCAAAAGGAGUUAUGGAAAGGUUACUUAUCAGACCGGAGGAUACUAAGCGAGAGCUUGUGAAACUAUUCGAGCUCAAUGCAGAUGUUGUCCCUAAGUUAUUGGAUAAAUUUUUCAAGCACUUUCCGAAGUCGCACGUUAUCCGAAUCGACGGAAACUGUCCACCAAGUCAGAUGUUUCACAAUCUGAUGGUCAAAGUUCGAGCCCUUCCUUUGGGUCCAGCUAUUUCUCCAUUUCCACUUUCCAUGAAAAUUGAAGGUGAAGAAGAACAAGAAGAAAAUUUCGGGGAAGAGGAUGAGUUUCUGCCAAUUGAAAACGGAACAACAGGAGAUGCUGAUGGAAACGACGAUGUAAAUGUAGACUGGGAUGAAGUUAUUACUUCAUUAUCGGUUACCAAGAUGCCUACAGAGCAUUCGCGUUGGCAUUUAAGUGAAUGGCAACAUUUUUGUCCAGUUCAACUAUAUGAUGGAAUUUUAGAGCAUGGUAAAGUACGGUUUGCCUGUGGGUUUCUCGGGUUUCUAUACUUCCUGUCUUCACGUGAAGCAAUGGAUUCAUUCACUCGCAAUCCACGACCUUAUUUAGAUUAUUAUGGUCAAUUUCAGCCAAAAUCAACAAUCAGAAUUGCCAUAUUGGGAUUUCAGGAGUCAGGAGCGGCUGCCUUGUGCCAGCUCAUUGCAGAGAAAUGCGAUGCCAAACUGAUAAGCUUGUCAGAGAUUCUUAAGACUGAAAUUGAGGAGAAAGAGAAAGGCAUUUUGGAGAAAAUUAAGAAUGGAGUUGAAAUAGAUCUCAUUGAUAAAUUAAAUAAGCAAAGGAAAAGAGAGCUGGAUGAGAUUUAUACCAAUAACGAAGCGGAACCACCAGUCCAACGUUUAAAGAAAUGCAUAACUAAACAGCAUCCGCAAGUCGUGGAAGCCGUGGAUAGAGCUCUGAAGUUUGCUCGCGCUCAGCCUUGCUAUCUUGAGCCCAACCGGUACGUAGAAGCACUCGUUGCCGAGCUGGAACGUCUCGAAAAAGAGAACGCAAAUAUCGAGGCCGAAAAUAGAAGACCAUUAAACUGGGUGAUAGAAGGCCUACCUCCACUAGAAGAGGUUUGGCAGUUGAUCAAAGAGCGCUCCGAACAAAUUCACAAACAAGUGAACUCAACUAGACAAGCCUACGAGUCACUACAAAAGAUCAGACACCUUCUCCAACAACUGAGAAAGGAUUCGGGAGACGCUAACGAGGAAGAAGUUGGGGAGGAAGUUGAGGAGAAAGAGGAGGACGAUGAGAACCUAGAAGAAGACGAGGAGCAGGGUUUCCCACAGAAAACAAAAGAAUCAUGCAAUCCUUGGGCUGAACAGCCUGAUCCUCGUCUGGAAAAGGCUCAAAAACGAUUCGACGAAGCUGCAAGUCAAAAAAUCUCACUUGAUCCUAUGCCAACACAUAUCUUUAAACUGAAAGAUGAACUUGGUGAUCGUGCAUUGAUGAUUCAUCGACUUUUCAAAAUUGGUUACGGACCAUUUGAAGGCUUGGAACCUAUACAAAGUGUAGAAGGGUAUGAUAUUCCAGCAAUGGAAAACAUGAUGAAUACGAAACCUUCAAAAACGGAUCAUAGCCGAAGUGAAGGCUCGGACGAUGAUGAUGCUAAGACUGAGCCCCCCGAAGAUCCGCCGAUCUCUUCACAAAUCUUUUAUCCAAUGCCUCAACCAGGGCCUGAGCUAGACUGCGUUCGAGAAAAGCUUGUUCAGUAUGAUACCAAAUGGGAGGCUGUGAAGGAAAGUCUCUCAGCCUCAAAUACUGCUUAUGGAUAUCCAGUGACCGCAAUAGAUUUGGGUAUAAGUAAAAACCAGCUGAUUGAGGAUCUUCUGGCAGAAGUUGAAGGCGAAUUUAAAACUUAUUGA